UUAACCUAACAUUACUGUCUAUUAAACCUAACCUCAAAAUUUAUCUAUUUAUUUUAGAGAUUUUGAAUUUAGAAUCAAGAAAUUUUUCAACCUCUAGGCUAAAAUAAUUAAAAAUGUUCAGCGCAAAUGUUUGUAAAUUCCGAUCCACAGUCCACUUAGCCCACUGUGCAAGAAAUUUCCACCUAUCCCAAGCAGUAUCUGAAAUUCAAAUGAUGACCAGACUUAGGGUCGUAGAUAAUAGUGCCAUCGGUAAACAGGCGAUGGCAGAAGGAAAACCACCCAAAUGCAUUCACGUAUACAAUAAAACUGGUAUUGGUAAAAUAGGUGACAAAGUUUUAGUGGCCAUAAAAGGAGAAAAGAAAAAAGGAAUUCUCGUAGGACUCAAGCAAAAUCAAAAAGCGAAAACACCAAAGUUUGAUAGUAAUAAUUUAGUUCUAAUAGACGACAAUGGAACCCCACUGGGAACCAGAAUCCACGUGCCAAUUCCUACGAUUUUGAGAACAAUUUUAAAAGAAAAGACCUUUUCGAAAGGAGCAGAUUACACGAAAGUUCUGGCAAUAGCUUCUAGAUUUGUAUAGGUUUGUUUGUUAAUAUAUUUUUAAAUUUUAA
Anthonomus grandis grandis is the source of this 609-nucleotide messenger RNA. It is a transcript of the gene mRpL14, whose product is annotated as 39S ribosomal protein L14, mitochondrial. Gene Ontology annotation, molecular function: structural constituent of ribosome. The record is from RefSeq and is a predicted model, not a curated record. The coding region runs from base 114 to 578 and encodes 154 amino acids. Gene Ontology annotation, cellular component: mitochondrion; ribosome. The transcript is spliced from 2 exons. Gene Ontology annotation, biological process: translation. NCBI's taxonomy places the organism in Eukaryota, Metazoa, Arthropoda, Insecta, Coleoptera, Curculionidae.